AUGGAGAUGUCUUCGGCUACGGCUCUGGCCGGCGCGAGGCUGUUAGGCGACGUCAAAGAGGCAAACCUAGAAGAGGUCCUAAACGCCCUCCGUACGGCACUCGGUCCGGAUGCAUCCUCCAGCAAGGCAAAGCAUCCAAAGGCGUAUCCCAUCCCCGGGCUAGACGUACUCAUCGCCCGAAAUUUUCGUGCGACAAAGUCAGCGCCGCUGGCCGUCACCGGCCGUCACCUCCCGCUCAUCUACGCACUCAUCUCAACACUCGUCUCGCCGCCUCACGAUAAGACGGUGCUGGUGCUCGACACGGAGCACCGCUUCGAUGCAACCCGACUCGUCUGCAGUCUAGAUAAUGUCAGUCAUGUCUACGUGCACCGUCCGGCCCGCCGGGGCAUUCCUAGCCAACAUGGCAGCGGCAGCGCCGGCACGGGUCCGGAGCAGGUCCGGGAGCUCGUCGCGGCGGCCGAGAACUGGAUGCUCUACGGCAACCACGACAGCAGCGGUCGCGAGUGGUGGGGGACUAUAGUAAUCGGUGCCCUCGGUGCCGGAGAUGUAACGGCCGCCUGGAAGGGCUGGCUAAGGAUCGACCGCGACAGCGUCCCGGGGUUUUCCCUCGGCUGCAGCGCAAAUGAGGCCAUGACAGACCGCCAAAGGCGCCAGGAAACCGUCGAUGCUGCGCCGUGGGCUGCCUCUUCGCAGUGGGGAAGUUUCACCUUCACAGAGUCUACUACUGUUGCUACUGCAACGUCAACCGACUCAACGUAUCCAACCAGCCGACGGGGCAUGUGA
Messenger RNA from Colletotrichum spaethianum, 783 nucleotides. RefSeq lists its product as uncharacterized. The record is from RefSeq and is a predicted model, not a curated record. The coding region runs from base 1 to 783 and encodes 260 amino acids. The transcript is spliced from 2 exons. NCBI's taxonomy places the organism in Eukaryota, Fungi, Ascomycota, Sordariomycetes, Glomerellales, Glomerellaceae.